UUGCAUUAUGUUUUGUGUUUUUGACGGUGGCAGAUUUGCGGCGCUCGCAGUAGUGAAUCUUAAUUUUAUUUAAAUAAAUUAUCUGAUUUAUUGGAAUAAUUAAAAAGUGAGUGUCAAACAAAAUCCCGCGGUAUUAAGCAAAUUAUUAUGUAAAUGCGUUGUGUAAAUGAUAUAAAUAAUUUAUAUGUAUAAAUAUCGACAUCCAAUGUGCAAAAGUAUAAAGUAAUAAAAGGAAACACUCCAAAUAAUGUCAUCUUGCCAGUUGAAAGAAUAAAUUUAUAGCUGAAUAAAAAAAUUAAUCUAAAGUAGUUCUGCAUGCAUUAGUGUAUGUAUAGAAUAAAAUAAAUUAAGUUAAUGUGAAGUAAAAUAUCUCAAAAAAAAAAAAGAUAAUGGUAAAAAGUGUUUCAAGUGCAGAAAAAUUCACAAAGUGAAAAGAAAAAAAUUUAAGUUGAUUGAGAAAAUUUUCAGCAAAUUCUAAAUAGGCUUUGCUGAAUUAUUGGAUAAUUUUCAUAUAUAAGUGGUUUAUUAAAUAAUUCAAAACGACGCGACGGGCUAAAAUGGCAAAAAUCGACGUCGAAGACGUCGUCGAUUUAAGUAUUGGUUCCGGUCGAGAUCCAGCAUUAACAAUCACACCAGCUACGGUACGUGAUUUACGUGCAUUAUCACAAAAUUCUGGUCUAACUAUUACACCUGCACCACCGCCGCUUGUCAAUAGUAAUUCGAAUUCUGCUAUAAUUAAUAAUCCUACAUCAGGUAUCGCUUCUUCAAAUAUUACAGCCAGUAACGCAGAAUCGAACUCUUCGAAUAUACAAGAUGAGAACAAAGUGCAACGACGAGUUUUGCGUCCACGGACUGAGCCGAAGUCUUAUGCGGAGGCACCCGAUAUCGUAUUGUUGCCAGCGCGAAUGAAUGGUCGCCAACAAAAUGGUAACAUUGACUCAGAGACUGAUGAUGAAGAGAUGCCGCCUUAUGUACCCAUUAAGGAACUCUCUCCGGCCGAAAUAAAAGAACGUGAAAAUGGACUACGUAAGAUGCGUGAAGAUUUGCGUAAUGAAGAAACGAAAUUAGUGUUACUCAGAAAACUAAAGCAAUCACAACUGGUAAUGAAGGAAAAUCUAGUGGUCACUCCUACAAGUGUAUCGCCUACAAAUCCGCUUGCAGCGAUACCAGCUGCUUUAACAUCGAAAGGUUCUCUAAGUGUUACACCAACAACGGCUGUGCCAUUGCCCGCGCAUACAAAAGGACGUUCAUCGUCAGUGAGCAUAAGCACUUCCAAUAGUCGCAAUUUAUCAUCUACUACCGUUUCCCCGGUAUCGUUAUCGGCAGCAAACCGUUCCAAUUCUACAAUAUUACCGCCACCUCGUUCAUCACUGCCUGGUGGUGCAACUCUAACUACAGGAAGUUCCUCAAUUUCAACAUCAUCGCAUCGGUCGAAUGCAUUACCACCGCGUACCAAUUUACCGAAUCUCACCAUUACACCAUCGGUGACCAUAACACCAACUAGCGCCCCUCCAUCAGGAAUCAAACCACGCAAUACUAAUAAUUCGGAUUCAAAUUCAAAGGUUUCUGGCAGCAUAAGCAAUUCAGUGUCAAUUACUCCUGCGCCACCAUUGUCUCAGCAGAAUACUCAGCACAAUGAUUUGAAGAAUGAGCGUUCCCUUUCACGAGAAGAAACUCCAGCCCAGAAGCAAGCUGCGGCUAAAUUAGCUUUAAGAAAGCAAUUGGAAAAGACACUGCUGCAAAUACCUCCACCAAAACCUCCGCCACCUGAAAUGCAUUUUGUACCAAAUCCAAGUAAUACAGAAUUUGUUUAUCUACUUGGAUUGGAGACAGUUGUCGAUUAUCUGAUGAUAAAUAAUAAAAAAUCAAACACAGUUUCUCCACCAUUUCGUUGUGCUCAAUGUAAAAUUGAUUUUACUCCCGUAUGGAAAUGGGACAAACCAGUUAAUAAAGAACAUAAGGUAAUAUGUGAGCAAUGUGUUACUUCAAAUGUGAAGAAAGCACUAAAGGCAGAACAUACUAAUCGACUGAAGCAAGCCUUUGUUAAGGCCCUACAACAGGAACAAGAAAUAGAACAGCGGCUAGCUACUCAUAGUAGUCCUUCUCCAGUAGAUUCUCAUACAUCCUCACAUCCAUCGACACCGCAGCCACAACAACAACAACAACAACAGCAUCCAUUACAGUUGCAAUCACAUCAGUCUCAUCAACACACACAAAUGCAAACUCCGCAGUCUGCGCAUUCACAUACAAUUUCUACACCUUCUGCUCUUGUCAAUUUACCACCGUCUGUAACUGUUAUUCCUACAAAGUGUCAAACACCUACCCCAAGCAUUACACCACGUCCGACUCCUCCACCAAGUCAACCUACGCCGCCCCCACCACCACCAACAACACCACGUUCAUCACGAGCGCAUCAAUCACAGCCAAGUCCCAGCACUCCAGUACAGAGUUCAUUGCAACAUCACCACCAGAGGGAGCGUGAACGUGAACGUGAGCGAGAACGAGAACGUGAACGUGAACGGGAACGGGAACGUGAACAUCAUCAUCAAAGAGAUCAACAACGUGAGCAACAACAACAGCAGCAGCAGCAACAACAACAACAACAACAGCAACAGCAGCAACAAUAUGAAAAGUUUUCAACAGCAACGCUGGCUGCUGCUGCUCAACUAGGCGCACUUGGUUUACCUGGACUUAACAACCUUGCAGGCCUAGGGGGCUUAGGAAAUUUAGGAAAUCUUGGUCAACUGGGUAAUUUGGCAGCAUUAGGAAGCUUGGCAAAUUUAGGUGCAGCAGCCGCUAAUCCUCAAGCCGCAGCAGCAGCUGCUGCAAAUUUAGGUGCGUUAGGUAAUGCGUCACCCGCUGCAACUGCUGCAGCUGUUCAAGCGUUUCAACAACAAAUAUUUAGAGCUUUGGGGCAAAGUCUUGGUCCACAACAUAUGAUGCAAUUUACUCCAUUGCUUUAUUCCUAUCAAAUGGCUAUGGCACAAGCAGCACAAGUGGCGGCUUUUAAUAACAGUAAAAAGAACUCUACGCAGUCUUCUUCGUCGAAGAAUCAAACCGCUAGUUUGGCAGAUAUGCAAAGAGCUGCAGAGCUCCAACGUCAAUAUUUAUUAGAAAUGAUACCACCGCCAGCUCCUGGGCCCAGUAGUAGUCGCCAAAAUAAUUGGAAAACAUAA
This is a messenger RNA of Teleopsis dalmanni, 3176 nucleotides long. RefSeq names its product transcriptional repressor p66-beta (gene simj). Gene Ontology annotation, biological process: negative regulation of transcription by RNA polymerase II. The transcript is spliced from 10 exons. The record is from RefSeq and is a predicted model, not a curated record. NCBI's taxonomy places the organism in Eukaryota, Metazoa, Arthropoda, Insecta, Diptera, Diopsidae. Gene Ontology annotation, cellular component: NuRD complex. Bases 558 to 3176 code for a protein of 872 amino acids.